This is a messenger RNA of Rhea pennata, 2677 nucleotides long. Its product is annotated as KIAA0408 ortholog. The transcript has 6 exons. The coding region runs from base 109 to 2199 and encodes 696 amino acids. The record is from RefSeq and is a predicted model, not a curated record. Lineage: Eukaryota; Metazoa; Chordata; Aves; Rheiformes; Rheidae.
GAAAUGGACUGCAAAACUUCUGAAGGAUCUCUUACUCCAUGAAAGGAAACAUUCAGGAAAGAAGGAAAAACCUAGAGCUGUCUUCUUGCUGUUACCCAAACUGAAGCCAUGGACCUACGUAAACAACUGGAGAAUACUGAGAACUGGAAUAAAGAGAAGAUGGAAUUGUUGGAGAGAUUUGACAAUGAAAGGAAAGAAUGGGAAUGUCAAUGGAAGGUCAUGCAGAAGAAAAUAGAAGAGCUUUACCAGGAGGUAAAACUUAGACGGGAGAACAAUAUGAUUGUCCAUGAUAAUAAGGACAUUCAUAGCAAGGUGCUGCAGCUGUCCAUGUAUUCCCCUACUUCAGAAGAGAGUGACAGAGUGGAACUGAACUAUCAAUACAAUGUGGCAAAUGACAGGAAGGAAAAAGGGAGUUUGCUCAGUAAAACAGGACAAGAUGGUAAAGAAACCAGAGCCAAGACGAAAAGCAAUGAUCCAUUAAGGGACAAUCUGGCCUUUGAGAACCAUGAGGAACCUGAAGACAGCCUCAGCAUCAAAGCUUCCAAGAAAAAUACAAAGAAUUAUAUUGGUGAUCUCAAUGUAGCUCUUAAAGAACUUGCCAGAGUUAGUGAAGAAUUAUGCAGCUAUCAAGAGGAAAUUCGGAAGAAGUCCAACCACAGAAGAAUGAAGUCACUUCCUUUCCUGGGGGAAUUUGAAGAAACCGAAAACACGGUUAUUCUGCCUGAGAUGAACCAUGUGUCCAGCAAUGAAUCACAGACUUCAGUUGCGUUUGAAACAGAGGAGGAUAAUAAUAGGAAGAAUCUGAUGAACACCAAAGGUUUGAAGGACUUGUCUUGCAGUGCUGGUGAUAGAGAAACAGACUUCAGACCUUGGCAAAAGAAAGAAGCUCCACCAGUUCCUCCACGGAGCACUUCUCGGCACCUGACGAACUCACUUUCUGCAGUUGUACAGCUUUUUGAAGCACCAAUAAGAGAUCCAGGUGUCAAAAGCAAUUGCAAGAUUCAGGACUGUAGGAGUGGAAAUAAACUGAUGACUCCUUCACCUGUGAAACAAGAUGAAACUGCUGUGGCCUGUGCAAAUGAAAGACAGACUGUAAAAGGUCCUGUGAUUGUAACUGCUGCAAUACCUGUAACUAAAAAUGAGUGCAGUGUACCAGCAGGUUUCUGCCACAACACAUGGGCAUAUGAUGUGGGCAAACUUGGAAAGGAUAGUAAAAGUGAGCCUUCCGCACUGUCAGCCCAGAAGAGUUGUUCAGAUGGAAAUAUGGCCCAAAACAAGAUGCACCAGAAGCAAAAUCUCAAGUCUCAUAGCAGUCGUUAUUACAGUAAUGACUUUUAUGCCCCUGCUGCCCUGCACAAUGAUCUUUUGGGUGACUCUAGGUGUACUUUGGGUAGGACCCAAAGAAAUGAAACUUUAGCAGCAAAGAUUGAUGAGUUUAACCGGACUGUAUUUCAUACAGAUAAAUGUAACAAUUCUUCGCAGGAAAACCAGAUGCUUCCAACAGUGUUGGAAGAUCACAAACCUUGCAACUCACUGUGUGACACUGCGAUUAGCAGGACAGAGACUGUAAAUACCUCCUGUAUUUCAGCUCCCAAAAUCUCUUCAGCAAAGGAACAGGAAACUAGCAACCCCAGUAAAGUUAUCAGACCAGCAGGGCAACAAAAGCAAAUAAGUGGACUUCCAAAUACUAGUGGUUAUAGGCACAUGCUUCAUGAGCAUGACUGGAGACCAAGUAAUUUGUCUGGUCGCCCACGUUCAGCUGACUCAAGGUCAAACUACGGUGUUGUUGAAAAGCUUUUGAAAAACUAUGAAAAAUCAACAGUGACUUCUCCAUGUAACACAAAGUGCUGCAAAGAUAAGUGGACACAGGCAAAUUCCGAGUUCAUGGAUGGGGGUUGUGAGACAUCGAGUCAGUAUUUAGAAAUGCUCCAGACUGACCAAGAAAAGCAAGAAUUUCCGAGGAAUUCAGCCAGACAUAUUGGGCAGCAACUCAAGCAAGGAAAAGAGAGGCAGAAGUUACCAGAGGUAUCUGUGCCAGCUAAAUGUUCAAGUGGGAAAGGUUUCUCCCGGCCAGCUCGGCCAGCAAAUCGACGCUUACCUUCCAGAUGGGCAUCCAGAUCACCAUCAGCACCACCUGCUAUGAGAAGAACAACGUACAACUAUUCUGUCUCCUUUCGGUCAGAGACCUCAGUAGUCUGAACUCAGAGAUGGGUUGAAUGGUGUCGUGAAAGCUCCACACCUCGUUAUGUCUGUGUUCGGUAUGUGUUAUAGCAACCAGUUCUACACUGUUGUAUCUUGUCUGAGAGUGAUCCCAUCACUUGACUUGCUGGACAAAGCAUUUUGAAUCUUCAGUCAUCAUCACAGUCUUCAGUGUUUUUAUUGAGAUGAAGUAACUAUGCCCCCAUUUUUCUCUGUUUUUUUUUGUUUGUUUGUUUGUUUUUUCUGGCAAUCACUUACAAGGAAUUUUUUUGAAUGAUACCUUCUUUAAUUUGCCACUCAGUUUUGAGUUGAAACAAUGUAUAGUGCUGUAUAUUCUGACUCUUCUGCAAACAGCAGAAGGUAAAGCUGUGUGCAUGACCAUGUGUUUGUAGGUGCAUGUGUUGGAAUAAGAAAUCUACAGGUCUGUAUUUAGAAGAGACAAAUUGUGUUAGUGUUGACAUUGAAAUUACAACUUAUA